AUGUGGAAUAAUACUUCAAUUCCCGACCUUACUGGCAAAGUUGCGCUGGUGACGGGAGGAAACGUAGGAAUCGGGUUUCAGAUCGUUAAGCAACUGGCAUUGCAUGGUGCAAAAGUGUAUCUGGGAGCCCGAUCUGAACCCAGAGCAAAACAAGCGAUUGACAGCAUCCUUUCCGAGUACCAGUCCAUCACCAAGGACCGUGUUAUAUGGCUACCUUUGGACUUGUCGAGGCCAGCCAACAUUAUGGAGGCAGCGCAAUUGAUGUCAUCUUGGGAAAAGAGAUUGGAUAUCCUGAUCAACAAUGCCGGCAUUGCAACGGACGACUUCACAACGACUGCGGAAGGAUUUGAGUCUACCAUAGCUGUGAAUCAUAUCGGCCACUUCAUCUUAACCACAAAGCUUUUGCCACUUUUGAAAGCUACUGCAUCGGCAAUUGGCUCUGACGUCCGUAUCGUGACCUCAAGCUCAGUUGCCGAGAAGUUUGCACCCAAGCACAACAACUUCACAACCACGGAAGAUCUCAGCGAUCCUGGCACAACUGAUUCAAAUGAUUACACUUCGCGUAAGACUGUCUUCAGUCGAUACGGCGCUAGUAAGCUAGCAAACCUCCUCUUCACGAGGGAACUACAGCGGCGGUUAGAUGAAGAAGAUGUCAAGAUCACAGCUUUGGCAGUGGAUCCCGGCCCCGUCGCUACCGAUGGUGGCAUGAGCGUAUUUCCCGGCUUCUUGAAGCCUGUGCUGAAGAUGGUGAUGAAGAGCCCUGAAAAAGGUGCUCUGACUCAGCUUUUCUGCGCUACUGCAAAAGAAAUUGUGAAUGAGCCCGAGAAAUACAAAGGUAAACUAUUGACCGCACCUGGAAAGACCAACCCGGGAUCCGACAAGUCGCGCAACAGUGAGUUGGCUCGAUCAUUGUGGCGGAUCACAGAGGAAGCUUUGAAGACCGUCGGAGCCUGA
Messenger RNA from Trichoderma citrinoviride, 954 nucleotides. RefSeq names its product NAD(P)-binding protein. The transcript is spliced from 5 exons. Lineage: Eukaryota; Fungi; Ascomycota; Sordariomycetes; Hypocreales; Hypocreaceae. The coding region runs from base 1 to 954 and encodes 317 amino acids. The record is from RefSeq and is a predicted model, not a curated record.